Molecule: messenger RNA, 7392 nt
Organism: Limulus polyphemus (Atlantic horseshoe crab)
Lineage: Eukaryota; Metazoa; Arthropoda; Merostomata; Xiphosura; Limulidae
Product: zinc finger SWIM domain-containing protein 6-like
Exons: 16
Coding region: 40-3468 (1142 amino acids)
Cellular component (GO): Cul2-RING ubiquitin ligase complex
Molecular function (GO): zinc ion binding
Source: RefSeq, a predicted model, not a curated record
GCGAGGAGGUUCUGUUGUUUUCGAGUAGGCAGUAAUUCCAUGCAAAACAACGAUAUUUUGUUAAACAACGACUCGAAAUCAGUUAUUUCAAGGUGCCCGGAUAGCUUACUUGAUAUUAGUGCAAAAGUAGUGGCGUUACAUAUCCCGUUCCAGAGAAUUGAAGAGAGAUAUAAUCGCAUACCUGAGCCUGUACAGAGGCGGAUAAUUUAUUGGUCUUUCCCACGAAACGAAAAGGAUAUUUGUAUGUAUUCUUCACUUUCAAGUGAAAACAGUGGUUGUACUGACCUUCAAAAAUUGCCUUUUUAUCGGGGUUUACGUAUAUAUGAAAGUGGAUGUGUUGAAAAUGUCUUGCAAGUUGGUUUCCAUCUAAGUGGAGUUGUGGUAACUCCCAAAAUUUCCAGUAGCUCUACUUCGGGUUAUUCAUCAGAACCAGAAAAAAGAUAUAGGGUAUCCAUCACUUUUGAUAGAUGUAAGAUUACUUCUGUUUCUUGUACCUGUGAAGUAAAAGACAUAUUUUGGUGUCAACAUGUCGUCGCCCUUGUUAUUUAUCGAAUGAGGAGAGCAGUUCAUGUUAAAUUACGUGUUCCAAUCUCAGAAACACUACUCCAGUUAGAUCGGAAGCAACUUCAAAAGCUAGUACAGUACCUCAUCUCUGAACAUCACACAGAAGUCCUUCCAACAGCUCAGCGGUUAGCUGAUGAUAUUCUACAGACACAGUCAGUUAUCAACUCUAUUUCUGGAGCACCUGACCCAACAGCUGGGGCUUCAGCUGAUGAAGAGCAUAGCUGGCAUUUGGACGAAGAGCAGAUAACGGAGCAGGUCCACAAUUACCUUACUCAGGGAGGCUAUUACAGUGCUAACAAGCAACUAAAUGCACUGUUUGCCAAGGUUAAAGAAAUGUUGAGGGCUCGAGAUUCCAACAGUGCCAGAAUGUUACGGCUAAUCACCGAGCAGUUUCUGGCUGACCCUAGAUUGGUUAUCUGGAGAGCCCAAGGGACCCCAAUGAUGGACAAGUGCCGUCAACUCUGGGACCAGCUAGGAGCAUUAUGGGUAUGUGUGGUCCUUAGUCCACAUUCUACUCAAGUUGAUAAGGAGCAGUGGCGCACUCUUUUGGAAAAGUGGGCUAGAACUCAAGUAUGUCCUCUUGAAGAUGCUGACUUUCGACCACCAGGGGGAAGUGCACAGGCAAGAAGACCUCUUGAAGAUGACAGUUCCUCUGACUCUUCUGAUGAAGAAUCAAAUGAAUUACCUCAGGGUGAACGCCCUAUUGUCUCCCACAAUACAUCUCAACAACAACCUCGCACAAUUUUUCAUCGAGCUCUUGAGGCCAGCCAUCUCCAGUGGGAUGAUCCACACCUAAAACACAUUUUAGCACAUGAUGGCGUAUCUCAGUGUACAGAACCCUCUUCUUCCGCAUCUUUUAACUGUCAGGGUUAUCCACUAUGGCAUGAACAUAUCCCUACAGCUUGUGCCCGGGUUGAGGCUCUGCGUUCUCACGGGUGUCAGAAGGAAGCCUUGCGGUUAGCUGUAGCUAUUGUCAGGACAAUGAAGCGCCAACAGCGGGAAUGGCAAUGUCUGUGGCAAGCUGAGCAAGAUCGUGGAGUAGUACAACCACCAGUCUCAGGGACUUCCACUAUUAAACCUACUCAUUCUAAUACUGAAGGAUGGGUGGGACAUCCAUUAGACCCCAUUGGCUCCCUUUUUGACACUUUAGCAGAAGCUUCUUUAACUCCUGGCUGUAAAGGCUGUUUAGACCAUUUUUAUGCAGAUUUCAUGACCACCAACAAUCAGGAAGAAUCCGGUAGCACAGGCCGAGAACGACCACGUUACCAACAUGUGGUGGUUCCAAAGAGUCGAGACCACUGUGAGAGUUUUCUCUCCCUGGCUGUUGAAGCUGCUUUAAUAGGGUUAGGUCAACAGAGAAUUAUGCCUUCAGGAGUUUAUGCUCAAGAAAAAGCUUGCAAGCAGGAAGAGCGACUCAUUACAAAACUGCAGGACAUUGAACUGGAUGGUACCCUAGUGGCAGUACUCAGAAAACAAGCUAUGCUGCUACUUGAAGGAGGACCAUUCAGUGGUCUUGGCUGUAGAAUCCACACUGAAAGUGUUCCCAUGCACACUUUUGCUAGGUAUCUUUUCACAGCUCUUCUGCCGUAUGAUCCUGAUCUUGCUUACAGUGUGGGGCUGAGAGCAAUGAGACUUCCUAUUUUGGAAGAACAAGAAGAACAGGAUGAGCCAGGGUCAGGUACUGGAUUAAAUGCAGCUGUUCUUGCUCGCUAUCCUCGCUGGUUUACCUUGGGGCACAUUGAAGCCCAACAGUGUGCUUUGGCAUCAACUAUGCUGUCUGCAGCUAAAGGUGACGUGAUACGCCUCCGUACAGUUCUUAAGUCAGCUCAGAGAAAUAUUCACAGUUCUUCUCAGCUUUUCAAAUUAGCUCAGGAUGCAUUUAGAAUAGCAGUGCCCCCUGACGGUGGACCAAGACAUUCAACUCUAUUAAAUGCAGCUUUUGAACUAGGACUUCAGGUAAUGAGGAUGACCCUUUCCUCACUGAAUUGGCGGCGAAGGGAAAUGGUCCGUUGGCUUGUUACAUGUGCAACUGAAGUUGGUCUUGAAGCAUUAAUAUCAAUUAUUCAGAACUGGUAUCAGUUGUUCACUCCAAUAGAAGCUACAGGACCAGUAGCUUCAACAGUUAUGUCUCAUGCCACUGUUAUGAGAUUGAACCUUGACUUCACACAACAGGAAGAAUUAUCUAGUUGUGCUAGAACUCUAGCUAUUCAAUGUGCAACUAAAGACCCUCCAAACUGUGCUUUAAAUGCUCUUACAUUGUGUGAAAAUGAUCCAUUUGCCUUUGAAGCAGCAUAUCAAAUUGUUGUGGAAGCUGCAACAACUAAUGUUAUGACAUCAUCACAGCUCUUUACAGUAGCCAGGUACAUUGAACAUCGUGGCUAUCCACACAGAGCUUACAAACUGGCCAUUCUUGCCAUGAAAGGUGUUCACUUGGCUUAUAAUCAAGACAACCACCCAGCAAUUAAUGACAUUCAUUGGGCAUGUGCUCUUACUCAUUCCUUAGGUAAGUCUGAGCUUACUAACUUAGUGCCCCUUCUUGUAAAAAAUGUUCACUGUGCAACAGUGUUGUCAGACAUUUUACGUAGAUGUUCGAUGGCUCCUCCAGGUAUAGCAACAUUGGAUGCCAAACGACGAUGUAUUAAGCCUCUCUCCUUGGACAAACCCCCACUCAGGCAGUUACUGGAGGCCACUGUAUCAGCAUAUGUUAACACCACCCACUCUCGGUUAACACACAUUAGCCCCAGACAUUACAGUGAUUUCAUUGAGUUCCUUAGUAAGGCCCGAGAGAACUUUUUGCUUGCCCCUGAAGGACAUUUGCAGUUUGCCCAACUGAUAGACAAUAUGAAAACUGCUUAUAAAGGCAAGAAAAAGUUGAUGUUUCUAGUCAAAGAACGGUUUGGUUAAUGACAGCUGUAAUUAGCUGGCCAUCUGAGACAAGACAUAUGCAAUAUUCAGACGUAGGGGAGUAUUCUUGGACCAAGGAAAGAGAAACUGUGAUGGUACUAACUCUAAUAAAGUUACCAUAUGAGUUUAUAUUGGGCAGUCAGAAAAACUGUCAUUUUGCUAUUAAGUUUGCUUGCCCUAAUUUUUUAAUGCCAUAGAAAUUCAUUGGUUGUGUCAGUGCUCUAGUAGUUACUUCAGUUUGUACUUGGCUUUCAAAAUGUAUUUUAUGGUAUUGUUAUAUAUUGCCAAGAGCAGCGGAGUUACUUUUCAAAUGUACAAAAUAACUAAGCUAAAAGACAAACUUUUUGAUGCCCACAACAUGGAUGUUUGUGGUUAAGCAAAACUUUUAUAUGUACAGCCUCUCGUCCAAACUUGGGUUUAGAUUACAAGAAGCUUGUGUUCCUUGUGGUCCUACCUCACCGAGUGCCACUUUAGCUGUGCUGAGAAACACUUUGCCCACAUUACAAGUAUCAUUAGUUUUCUAACUUGCUAGCCAUUAGGAAAUGUACAGUAUGUAAACUUGUAUUGCAUUUUUUCUGUUCUGUGGCUAAUUGUAAAGACAGCUUUUUAUUCAUUUGUUUGGAAAACUUCUGUUAUAUAGUUUGUGUUGGAUGUCUACUAAGUUUAUUGUAUUUGAUACUAAGUUUAAACUACUUUGUCAAAUUAUAUAGUUUUGCUGUUGAAUCAUGUUGCUGUUCACAACUUUCAAUUUCACCAGUAGUAUUAUGUUUGUCAUGUUUGGAAGUGAUUAAUAUUAUCAUAGUGCAUUGACUAUGUUUGAUUUAAUGAGCUAUAAACUCCAAAGCUGAUAAAUAACUAAAAUGUGUGUAAAAUUGGGCAUAACUGGUUAUGGAUGUUUUUCGUGGAAAAUACAUCAUAUAUCUGUGUUCUAGUGAACUGAUUAUUGAAAAUAUUUUAUUAAGAAACAAUUUAAAGAGUAAAGCAACAAUUCAAAAAGUUUGUGAAGUUAUUUUUUUGUAGAAUAUUUGGGUGUAGUGAUUAUACAAUGAAUUGAUAUUUACUAGAUUUUUGUAAAGAAAAGAAACAUAGGAUUUUCACUUAUACACCAUGUGUUUAAAUUAAAAAUUAAUGGUAUAAAAAUUUGUGUGGUUAUUACUCAUGAAAGAAAUAUAAAUAGCAGCCUGAUUUAAUAGACCUCUCAAUGAACAUAUCUGAUAUCAGACUUAAUAAAAAGAAGUCGACUUCUUUUUUGUAAGUUAAUAACUGCAGAUAUUGGUUUACUUGUUCCUACUGCACAUUCGAAUCACUGUGGAGAAGACAUGACACUGUAAAAGUUAUCUCAGGACCUGGAAUAAAGUUCCUGUAACACUUACAAUUGCUAAUUCUUAAAACAUUCCAUACAACUAGGUAUCAAAAUGGCCACUCUUUCAUAUUAUGCAUUUUUCCAAGUAUACUUUUCAAAGACUACCUUUAUACAGUUAUUCUAUUCCUGUAUCAAGUCUUUAAGAUGUUAUAUCAUUUGUCCAUUUUUGACUUUAAUCUGUUUUAUCAAUGAAUAUGAAACUUAUAGAUGUUUUUCUCAUAGUAAAUUAGAAGGAACAAGAGCUCUAUAAAGCUUUGUCAAGUUUGUUGCUAUUUCAUCAGCAGUAAUGCAUUGCAUGGGUCUUCAAGGAACAGUUAAUGUAGGGUUGAUAUGGUCUAAUAACAGAAAUUUUGAUCUAAUUCUUCUGUUACAUUUUUGAAUCUAAUUACUGAUUACUUAAGGACAAGCUUGGCUGCUGGUAACCCUAUGUUUUACCAUGAGCCAGUAAGUUAGGACAAAUUCAGUUGUUUAACUUCCUGAUUACUGACUCAAGUCAACAGCUGAUUGUCUGUUCAACUUACUGGUUAUUACCAUGAGUCAAGAAAAGUUUAGUAGCUGGUAACUUAUGUUUAACUGACUAAUUACUAACUUAUGUCAGGACAAAUUCAGCAGCUAGUAACAUACGUUUAACUUUCUUAAUAUUUACUUGACUUAACAUUAAGUCAAUAUGACUUCAUUUUUUUUUAUAUUUGUGAUUAACCUGCUGGUUACUGGUUUGAGUAAUGAGGAUACAUCUCACUUUCUAAUAAAUUAAUAACUUGAUAUUUAAAAUACCAUUUACUGACUUAAGUGAAUAAUAAAUCAUGACAACUAGUAACUUUUUACUAUUUGGUUGAUGAAUUGACCCAGUAAUAACUAAAAAAAAAUUAAUGCUGAUAAUAAUUUAUUACUGAUUACUAAGUAUAUUUGUCUAAAGGCUUAUAUUGCUAUAAACUGAGUUUUGAUACCCAUGGUGGGCACAACACAGAUAGCCCAUUGUGUAUAACAACAACCAACCAAGUGUAGUUGCAGUAAUAAUUAGAACAAGUGCAUCAAUUAGAACAGAUCUAUGAAGUUUCAGAAAAUGCUGACAGGAAGACGUUAUGGGGUUUUCCAACCUGUCUCUAAUACAUCAGGAGAUGUUUCUCACACACCAUAAAAAGAAGUAAUAAGAACAUCAGUUAUUUUUCAGAUUAAACAAUUUAUUUCUCAGCUUGUAUCCUUGUCACAUUUUAAAAUCCCUGGGAAAUCAACUUUUCAAGUCUUCUAACACUUUUUGUCAUAUUUCUUUCUUGCUAGAGUUAUUAUGUUAGCCAUUGUUGUGUUCUCUUCUACUAAAGUAUCUAAUAAGUCAUUUGGAGUAAGUAAGUUAUAGCUUCUUAUGGCAAAAUAUUUUCUCAACAUUUGAGUAACUAUUAGUGGAAAACCAGUUAAGAAAAUAGAAAGAUUUUGUUUUAUGACCAAGAAGUAGGAAAAAAGCAUUAGAAAAGAAAGUGAUCAUUCUCCUGGCAAAACCAGGAAACUUAAAAAGUUUGCUAAUAUUUCAUGUUUAACAUAUAGAGUGCUUGAGUCAGUAAUAAGUUGAGAUGUAUUCAAAAGUUUGAAGCUUUAUGUUUAACAUACAGCAUUCUUGGAUCAGUAAUAAGGCAAGACGUGUUCAGUAGUUUGAAACUUAAUGUUUAACAUAAAGGAUACUUGAAUCAGGAAUAAGGUGAGAUGUGUUCAGCAGUUUAUUAUGUUACAUGUUUAGAUUAAUGGUAACAGACAAAGAUCAGUAAUAAAGCCCACAAGUUCUUCAGCUGGUAAUCUUAUGUAAUUAACUAGUUGUCGAUGCUAUAAAUUGUUCAUUGAUUGCUAACAUGUUGAUAGGUUACUAUAUACUGAAUAAAACCAGUUAUGAAGUGGAAUGUAAACUUGAUACGUACAUAAGCUUUGUAUUUCCAGAUUGUAAAAUAUGUAAAACAAAAAAUAUUACUAUGCGUGUUCAUAUACUUCUUUAUGUUAGGUUAUAUAACUUGUACAGAAAAUUUUCUACAGAAAAAAGUGUAUAUAGACCAAUAACACCCACAAAACUGUCAACACUUUAAAUGUUGUGAAGUCUUCCAUAUCUGUGUGCACAUCGGACAAAGCUUUCUAAAACAACAGAAUUUGUUGUCAUCAUACUGUUAGUUAAUGAGAUCAGAGCUGAUUGUUCACUAUGCAAAGGUUUCAUGUCAAAUUUGAUUGCAUUUGUUAAUUUUGGACUUGUGUGCAAUAGGUAUCUUAUAAAACCUGGUUUAUCACAUCUGUACUUCACUUCCUUUCAGAAAUUUGCAGUUUUGAGUAUUUGACCUGUCUGGUAGUGCUCAGCUCUUUGCCAUAUGAAAUACCAAUGUUUACACAAAUGCCAUAUUUAAGUUUAUUUAUUUAACAUUUUAUUUAAUACCCUUACUUACUUGACAUAAGAAUACUGCAUGUAGGUUCUCCAAUCUAGACAUGUACAUAAAAAUAGGGUAUUUGUGAAAGUUCGAUAUCAUAGAAGUGGAUUUGUGCAAAAAUCUUUUUUUUCCUCUUGUAUUGAUGAAACAAUAAAGGCCAGUUCA